Messenger RNA from Racocetra persica, 744 nucleotides. NCBI's taxonomy places the organism in Eukaryota, Fungi, Glomeromycota, Glomeromycetes, Diversisporales, Gigasporaceae. The record is from the annotation of a GenBank genome assembly.
GCAUUGGAAACUUUUCUUGAUUAUGUUGAUCGAGAACAUAAACAUACUCAACAAGAACUAGCGGAUUAUGCUUCCCAUUUAGCAGGACAGAAAAUAACUAGGUUUAUUAUUGGCCGAACUUUAAAAAAGCACGAUAUUACUCAUAAGAAGCUUUCUCCCCAUUUUUCCGAACAAAAUAAAAAGAAAAUAGAGGAGUUUCAAGAAAGACUUUAUCCUUUGCUCGACUUACCCAUUAUGGCUUUGGAUGAAAGUAGUUUUCCUUUAAACAUGGCUCCUCGCUUUGGUUAUUCCAGAAAAGGAACUCGAGCCAAUUUCUAUAAGACAGGCAAAAGAGGUUUGAGUUAUACUUUAAUUCUUUGUGUGGCUAAUGUUGAAAAGUAUGGAGUGGUUCUUUAUCAAAUAGUUAAAGGGGGAGUGGAUGCCAAAGUUUUUCAUAACUUCCUUUCCUACGAAAAGAUUUCAAGCGAGGAUAAGAGUUAUCUCAUUUUAGACAAUGCUCGUAUUCACCAUUCUGAUCGGGCUUGUCAUAAACUAGGUUUAAGUUCCAUUAGGGAAUUGUUAGCAAGUAAAAAUAUCGAACCACUUUAUUUGCCUGCUUAUACCCCAGAAAUGAACCCAGUUGAAUGUUGUUUUAAUUUUAUUAAAGGUGAGGUAAGAAAACAACAACCAGAAACUUAUGAAGAGUUGGAGGUAGCAAUAAAAGAAACUUUAAAACUUCUUCAUGAGAAAGAUCUGACUGGAUGA